AUGGCCCUCAGCAGCGCAUCCUGCCGCACCGUGGGCAGGGGCCUUGUCCGGGGACGGAUCUUCGUAGCUUUCCGGCUCCGUGACUGGCGAGCCUGCUCCUCCAAAGUACCCCAGCAAGCAAGCUCGAGAAUGGCUGGCUUCAAGGCCUUGCUCUCCGCCGUGACAGGGGGCCUCCUUGGGCGCCCCCGGCGAAUUGCGGCUGAGAGGCCGCCAGGGCAAUCCCUGCAGCACCUGCAGCAGGCUGUGGAAGAUGCGAGGGGCACCCCUCAUCUUGUCAGCAUCACGAGACCAGUGCACCCGCCCUAUCUGGUGGAUGAGGCUGGUGAGAUGCUCGCGAUCCAUCCUGAAGCUGGACCAUGGGAUGUCCACGUGAUCUUGGAAGGCGAACCGAGCCACCCUUCCUUCUAUGCGCCCCUGCGGCUGCGGUUGCGCUUCACUGCCGGCUGGCCUAGCACUCCGCCCGAGAUCUACAUCGGAGGCCAACUGGCCUUUGCCCUGGUUGCAAGAAAUCGGAGCCCGCCCAAGGUGUUCUGGGACACUUUCCUGGCUUCGAAGGCGUCAUCGGGUCCCUUGGCCUUGCAGGAGUUGUUGGAGCAUCUGCGCCGCUUCUUGUUGGAGCCGGCGAACUACCUUGGCAUGCCCGAACAGGACGCUGAAGAAGGUUCGCCGUCCCUGGAGGCACGGCGUCUCCACUCCUGGAUGCGCGAUGCCGCGCGGGUCAACGCCAAGCGCCUGGACGUCAUCAAGAAGUACCGCAAGCAGGCUUUGCAUGCGCAGCUCUUCGACGAGCACCGUCCUCUCCAGGAGGAGUGGUUCGUCCCGGAGACCUGGUCGGCGCUGAGGGCCUUGCACACUGGUGACGCCCAGCUGGGCCGCGCGCUGCUGACGGAGCACGCGACUGGGGAGGUCUACUCGUUUCCCCUCUUCACGGACGCCUUCUGCGGGCUCCUGCUCGAGGAGAUCUUCAACUUCUACAAGAGUGGGCUGCCUGCCAGGCGUCCGAACAGCAUGAACAACUAUGGGAUCAUCCUGGGUGAUAUCGGCCUCGAGCCCUUCAUCGACAAGUUGCAGGAGCUCCUGCAGCCGUUGGGACAGGAGUUGUUCCAAGCACCGGGUAGCCUCUGGGACGGCCACCACUGCUUCAUUGUGCGCUACCGCGAGGGUGAGGAUCUGGGCCUCGAUAUGCACACCGAUGACUCGGAUGUCACCUUCAACAUCUGCCUGGGCCUGGACUUUACCGGCGCCGGGCUGCAGUUCUGCGGUUCUGUGGGCGCGCCAGAGCACCGCAAGCACCACAUGACCUACCAGCACCGGAAGGGCCACUGCGUCGUGCACCUCGGCCGAAAACGCCAUGGCGCUGAUGACAUCACGUCCGGAGAGCGUUUGAAUCUGAUCCUCUGGAACCAUUCCUCCGAGUACCGCCAAAGCCGCGACUACCGGACUCCCCCGUACGCCCGCGAGGCGGCAGCCCCAGAUGAAGUCUGCCUCAGCUACACACACGACCGCGACUUCGGCGCCUACAAGGACUACCCCUCCGGGCGCGAGCAUUUCCGCGGCCGGGGCUGGUGCCCUCCUCCGGCCGCCGAAUACCCCGGAUUCCAGUCCGAGUUCCGCUUUCGAUCGCCCAGCGGAGAUGCCAAGCUCUGA
Symbiodinium natans is the source of this 1647-nucleotide messenger RNA. Lineage: Eukaryota; Dinophyceae; Suessiales; Symbiodiniaceae. The record is from the annotation of a GenBank genome assembly.